Messenger RNA from Brugia pahangi, 1101 nucleotides. The record is from the annotation of a GenBank genome assembly. Lineage: Eukaryota; Metazoa; Nematoda; Chromadorea; Rhabditida; Onchocercidae.
AUGAUUCGGGGUUGGAAUACCAUACCUCAAGCAUUUGUUGCUUCAUUGUUUACAUGGGGUGUUACUGCUCUUGGUGCAGCCGUUGUUUUCUUUAUUCCGCCAUCGAGUAAAAAGCUACUUGAUAUAAGUUUGGGUUUUGCUGCUGGAAUUAUGAUAGCAGCAUCAUUUUGGAGUCUGUUGGCACCGGCAAUUGAAUUAUCAGAAACAGAGAUGGGAUCCUUUGCAUUUCUUCCAGUAGCAGUUGGUUUUGCUGGUGGUGCCGCUUUUGUAUAUAUUGCUGAUCGAAUAAUGCCAAGUUGUGUGCUUUCGGAAAUAUCAGUGGUGGAUCUAUUAAAGGAAGAUGUCACGGUAGUCGAUCCCAAAGAAGUUAAAUCGCUGGAUGCAAUUGUUGAAGAAAGCAUAUCAAUGGUGAAGCUUAAGGAAACAAACGAUAAUAUUGCACGGUAUGGGUCUACUGCAAAAACAUCCGGUCAAAUAAUUCGUCGGCGAACUGCCAGAAAUAGAAUUCAUCAAACGAAUGAUUCCACAGCUACUACUAACAACACGGAUGGAAGUACCUCAGAUGCGACAGCAACAGUAGCAGUGAUGGAAAAUGGCAACCGAGCAGUUGAUAAGGAACAAGCUUUUAUCACAUCUAUCUCGUGGCGACGCAUCCUUUUGUUAAUUAUCGCCGUUACGGUGCAUAACAUUCCGGAAGGUUUAGCCGUUGGUGUUGCAUUUGGUUCUAUUGGGAAAACAUCUAAGGCAACAUUCGAAUCGGCUUUUGCAUUGGCACUAGGUAUUGGUUUGCAAAAUUUCCCGGAAGGAUUAGCCGUUUCGCUUCCACUUGCUGCUUUUGGCCAUACUAAAAUGAAGUCUUUCUUUUACGGGCAACUUUCCGGUAUGGUAGAGCCAUUGGGGGCAUUAGCUGGUUCAGCUGCCGUGGUCUUAAUGGAGCCAGUUUUGCCAUAUGCGCUAAGUUUCGCUGCAGGUGCAAUGAUUUAUGUUGUUCUGGAUGAUAUUAUACCGGAAGCACAACGAAAUGGUAAUGGUCGAUUAGCAUCUAUAAGUUCAGUUAUUGGUUUCUUGAUUAUGAUGGCAUUGGAUGUCGGUUUGGGUUGA